AGCGAAUAAAAUAAUAAUAAAAUAUUUAGGAAAAAAGAGAGAGAAAUUAAACAAGGCAAUUCACGGAAGGAAGGGUCGAACAUGGACGGAGCAGAGCUGCAUCCAUUCCAUUCCCUUCCACUCUCUCUCUAAAAAGCGCAAAAGCGAAUAACUGAAAGAAACCCUAGGCCCUGUCUCUCUCUCUCUCUGUGAGAGAGUUUCUUAAUUCUUAUUAUUACUUUCGUUCCACGCAUCGAAUUCGAUUCUCUGCGAUCUGAAUCCGUGAAAUGCGCCUCUCUCGGAAUCGCAGAGCGACCAACGGUUCCUUCGUGCACCGAUGAAUCAAUCGCGUCGCUGGCAGAGGACUCUGAUCCUCGCUCUGCUCUCUCUCUCCGUCGUUGCUCCUCUCGUUUUCGUCUCUCACAGGCUUAAGGCUUUCACUUCCGAAGGACGACAGGACUUUCUUGAUGAUUUAUCCAGUGUUACAUACAGGACAGAUCCUCUAAGGCUAAAUGCUAUUGAACAGGAAGGCGCUGAAGAGUUAGAAGAGCCACAGCAAGUUGUUUAUAAAGAAAAAGAUCUUGGUUCAACAAAUAGUUACAUUUCACAACAGGUUAAUGAUUUGGUGGAAUCUAGAAAUGACGGGUACAGAAAUAACAUUUUGGAAAGAAAUGUUUCAGAAUCCGACCAUAACAAAAGACAAGACCAGGAACCUCAGAAGAAAUUGUUCAUGGAUGGGGAUGAGAAAAUAUUUAAUAAAACAGUUGCACACAAUCAGAAUAUACACACUCAGUCUCAAAGAAUGAAAGAUGAAGUUGAAGUGACAGAUAAGCAAUCUGGUCCAAAAGCAACCCAAUAUCAUCAGAGUUCACGCCCUCAGUCUCGGAGAGGAGGGACGAAUCAGAAGGUUUUGGAAAUUAAGGAUCAAAUUAUUAGAGCGAAAGCAUAUCUGGGCUUUGCCCCUCCAAGCAGCAACUCACACUUGGUGAAGGAGUUGAAGUUGAGAAUUAAAGAGAUGGAACGUGCAGUUGGAGAAGCUACUAAAGAUUCAGAUCUGUCAAGGAGUGCUUUGCAGAAAAUGCGACACAUGGAGGCUUCACUGUCUAAAGCCAAUCGUGCUUUCCCAGACUGUACUUCUAUGGCUUCUAAGUUCCGUGCAAUGAAUCAUAAUGCUGAAGAGCAAGUUCGUUCUCACCGACAACAAGCAACAUAUCUUGUUCAUCUUGCUGCAAGGACCACCCCAAAAGGUCUUCACUGUCUUUCUAUGCAGUUAACUGCUGACUACUUUGCCCUGAGACCUGAGGACCGGAAGCUUCCACAUGAAAAUAAGAUUCAUGAUCCAAAACUUCAUCAUUAUGCUGUCUUCUCUGACAAUGUUCUGGCAUGUGCAGUGGUUGUUAACUCCACUGUCUUCAAUGCUAAGAAACAGGAGAAACUUGUUUUCCAUGUAGUGACCAAUUCACUCAACCUUCCUGCAAUCCGGAUGUGGUUCUUAUUAAACCCUCCUGGCAAAGCCACAGUCCACGUACAAAGCAUAGAGAACUUUGAAUGGUUGCCCAAGUACAACACAUUCAAGGAACACAAUUCCAGUGAUCCAAGAUAUACGUCUGAGUUGAACUACCUACGUUUCUACCUGCCAGAUAUCUUCCCUACUUUAAAUAAGAUUCUGCUCUUUGAUCAUGAUGUGGUAGUGCAAAAAGAUCUCAGUGGACUAUGGAAUGCCAAUAUGAAAGGAAAAGUAAUUGCAGCAGUUGGCACUUGUCAGGAAGGUGAAACUUCAUUUCACAGGAUGGAUAUGUUCAUAAACUUCUCAGACCCAUUCAUUGCAAAGAGGUUUGAUGUCAAUGCUUGCACGUGGGCAUUUGGGAUGAACUUCUUUGAUUUACAACAGUGGAGGAGACAUAAUUUAACUGAUCUCUACCACAGAUACUUGCAAAUGGGUUCCAAGAGGCCAUUGUGGAACAUUGGAAGUCUGCCUUUAGGCUGGCUCACUUUCUAUAACAAGACUAUGGUUUUGGACAGACGGUGGCACAUUCUUGGCCUUGGUUAUGACUCAGGUGUCGAUAGAAACGAGAUUGAACGGGCUGCCGUUAUACACUACGAUGGAAUUAGGAAACCAUGGUUGGACAUUGCGAUGGGAAGAUAUAGAAAUUAUUGGACCAAAUUUAUGAAGUUUGACCUCCCUAUUUUGCAACGUUGCAAUCUCCAGGCGUAGCCCAAAAUUUAAAUAUUACUCUACCUGCUUUGACUCUCAUUUGCUGGCACAUUAAUUGCCUGCUUCAGUCGAUUCUUUCUUGUUCUUGGCGAUUCUUCUUGUAAAGCCCCUCAUAGUUCCAUAGAAUUUUCUACAUAUAUAUAUUUUUAGAAGCUUAGCCAAUUUGUAGUGACAUUGAGAUGAAAUAAGACUCGCAUAGGCAUUGUUUUAGCUGCUUGGAGAUAUUGGUUGUUGUGUACAUAAUUAAUUCCCGUGCUCUAUUAGUCGUGCAUCCGCUGUUUCCCAUCAAUAUACGCCAAUUAUACGCAGAUUGGAAGUUAAAAGUUAAAUUUUACUUUGAGAAA
Cajanus cajan (pigeon pea) is the source of this 2538-nucleotide messenger RNA. RefSeq names its product putative galacturonosyltransferase 6. Lineage: Eukaryota; Viridiplantae; Streptophyta; Magnoliopsida; Fabales; Fabaceae. Gene Ontology annotation, molecular function: polygalacturonate 4-alpha-galacturonosyltransferase activity. The record is from RefSeq and is a predicted model, not a curated record.